AUGAGGAAAAAAGGUCGGGCAGUUGGUAGAAUCUAUUUUGCACAUCCAGCAAGUGGAGAGCGUUUUUAUCUGCGCAUGUUGUUAAAUUUUGUCAAAGGCUGCACUUCAUUUGAAAGCAUAAGAAGAAUUAAUGGAGUAGAUUAUAAAACCUUUCGAGAGGCUUGCUACGCAUUAGGUUUAUUAGAUGACGACAAGGAGUGGAAUGACUGCUUGUCAGAGGCUGCACAAUGGGCAAGUGGAAAUGAACUGCGCAAUCUAUUUGUGACUAUUCUUAUUCACUGCCAAGUUUCAGAUUCACACAAGCAUUGGGAGAAUAACUACAACAUAUUAUCAGAAGAUAUCACAUUGAUGCAGAGAAAGCGUUUACAUCUGAAAGAUUUGCAACUAACUGACAAACAAAUAGAAGCGUAUUCCCUGUUAGAAAUUGAAAACAUGCUCAUAAAACAGGGAAGAAGUUUGCGAGACAUAGAAGGGAUGCCACUGCCAGAUAAUACAUUAAUGCGGAAUGUGGGAAAUCGCCUAAUUAAUGAAGAGCUAGACUAUGACAAAGGGGAAAUAAAAAAAAUGCACGACAAAUCAUUUAAACUAUUAAAUAGUUUUCAAUUACCGGCAUAUGAGGCAAUAAUAUCAUCAGUUGAUAAUAAAGAAGGCAGAUUAUUUUUUAUACACGGACAUGGUGGUACAGGCAAGACAUUUCUAUGGAAUACAAUUAUUUCAAAAAUCAGAUCAGAAACAAAAAUAGUUCUACCAGUCGCCACUUCAGGUAUAGCAGCUUUAUUGUUGCCGAACGGUAGGACUGCUCAUUCGCGGUUCCAUAUUCCGCUUGACGUCACACCAGAGUCAACAUGUGACAUAAAACAAGGAAGCCAAUUAGCAGAACUACUAAAGAAAACAUGUUUGAUAAUUUGGGAUGAAGCUCCAAUGGCAAACAAAUAUUGUUUAGAAGCCUUAGACAAGAGCUUGAGGGACAUUCUUCGAGAUAGGUAUGAAAAUAGUUCUGACAGGCCUUUUGGGGGACUAACAAUCGUGUGUGGUGGUGAUUUCAGACAAAUCCUGCCGGUAAUUCCAAAAGGAACAAGAGCUGAUAUUGUUGAUGCGUCGCUAAACAAUUCGCACCUGUGGCCCUAUUUUUCAAUUUAUGAACUAAAGGAAAAUAUGCGUCUUACUUGUGGAAAAGUCAUGGGUUCUGAAGCUGAAAGAAUUGCAAGUUUUGAUAGAUGGUUAUUGCAGAUUGGAGAUGGAUCAGUUUAUGCUGAUAAAAAGAUGGAACUCAUUAAGCUACCGCCUGAUAUAUCCAUUGCACCAUCACACAAUCAAUUGAAAUCAAUUGUAGAUGCAGUAUAUCCAUCUCUAUUACAGAAUUACAACGACCCGACAUACUUGAAAGAAAGAGCCAUACUAACACCAAAAAAUGAAAUGGUUCAUGAUCUAAAUGAAAAAAUAAUGAAUAUUAUACCAGGGGAAGGAAGAACCUACUACAGCUCUGACAAUGUGUGCAAAGCAAGUGUGAACACUAAUGAGGAAGAUAUAUUGUACCCCACUGAAUUCCUUAAUAACUUACGAUUCUCAGGCAUCCCUAACCAUGAUAUACACUUAAAAGUAGGAAGUCCGGUUAUGCUUCUUAGAAAUCUCAAUCAAACAGAAGGACUAUGCAACGGUACAAGAUUAAUGAUCACACAUCUAGGAAAAUUGUCUGUAAAUGCAAACAUCAUAUCGGGUAAGAACAUCGGCACAACAGUCACAAUACCCAGAAUUAUCAUGUCUCCAAAUGAUUCAAAAUGGCCAUUCAAGCUUAACAGACGGCAACUUCCUUUAGCAACCUGUUAUGCCAUAACAAUCAAUAAAAGUCAAGGACAAACUCUUCAGACAGUUGGACUGUAUCUUCCAAAACAGGUAUUCACACAUGGACAAUUAUAUGUCGCAGCAUCACGUGUAACAACAAGAGAAGGAUUGAAAAUAUUAAAUGCAGACGAGGACAGUGAAGACCAUACACACAUUAAAAAUAUUGUUUACAGAGAAAUAUUCCAGAAUGUAUAUCCAAGACUUGUAGAAACACAUGAUGUCACGUUAUAA
Messenger RNA from Solanum pennellii, 2073 nucleotides. Its product is annotated as ATP-dependent DNA helicase pif1-like. The record is from RefSeq and is a predicted model, not a curated record. Gene Ontology annotation, biological process: telomere maintenance; DNA repair. The transcript has a single exon. NCBI's taxonomy places the organism in Eukaryota, Viridiplantae, Streptophyta, Magnoliopsida, Solanales, Solanaceae. The coding region runs from base 1 to 2073 and encodes 690 amino acids. Gene Ontology annotation, molecular function: DNA helicase activity.